Messenger RNA from Trichobilharzia regenti, 779 nucleotides. The record is from the annotation of a GenBank genome assembly. Lineage: Eukaryota; Metazoa; Platyhelminthes; Trematoda; Strigeidida; Schistosomatidae.
CACUCAGUCGGAUUCAACUGAUCAACAGUCGACUACCAUGUCUCAAUUCGAGUCAACAACACCAGUCACAGAUGAGUCAGAAAGCACUCAGUCGGAUUCAACUGAUCAACAGUCGACUACCAUGUCUCAAUUCGAGUCAACAACACCAGAAACACAACCAGUCACAGAUGAGUCAGAAAGCACUCAGUCGGAUUCAACUGAUCAACAGUCGACUACCAUGUCUCAAUUCGAGUCAACAACACCAGAAACACAACCAGUCACAGAUGAGUCAGAAAGCACUCAGUCGGAUUCAACUGAUCAACAGUCGACUACCAUGUCUCAAUUCGAGUCAACAACACCAGGAACGCAACCAGUUACAGAUAUAUCGGAACAAACCGUGUCAAAUAGUAGUUCUGAACAGUUGACGACUACGCCUGAAUCCCCAUCAAUAACAUUUAGUUGGCCUAAUAAGAUAAUAAUAAAGGAUCUAUACAACAUCGAAUUCAAACUUAAAGGUCGUUGUAUUUAUGCCUCCUUUGCAUCUGGUGGUUAAAUGUUGAUUUAAUCAACGUGGUCUAUUCAAUAUAUUUGAAAAAAGAAACAGUGCAUAUUUCAAACAUUCAAACAAAACAUUUUUCCUUUUUACAUGAAAUUCAACAUACUUAUCAAAAAUUUGGGAGACUUUAGAAAAUAAACAUUAUUUUUCUUUACCAAAAAAUAUUUGUAAAUGUAAUUGCAUAAUCAUAUAAAAUAAUAUAAUAUAUAAGAUAAUAAAUAAUAAUAUAGAAUUCCGAAUUUUG